Messenger RNA from Photinus pyralis (common eastern firefly), 1069 nucleotides. RefSeq names its product thioredoxin domain-containing protein 9. Gene Ontology annotation, cellular component: cytoplasm. Gene Ontology annotation, biological process: microtubule cytoskeleton organization. NCBI's taxonomy places the organism in Eukaryota, Metazoa, Arthropoda, Insecta, Coleoptera, Lampyridae. Bases 194 to 988 code for a protein of 264 amino acids. The record is from RefSeq and is a predicted model, not a curated record. The transcript has a single exon.
UGAUCCACCCCACCCAUGUGACAUCUGACAUUUAAUGUGAAAUUUUAAUUUUCUUUUCGCUGGAACUUGUGAGUAAUUUUGGAUUUGUUUCCUUCAAAGUACCGGUUUUAAUAGUGAACAACAGCGUAUCUGUGUAAUUUAAAUAUUUCUCGUCACUCACUACCACUUGCUGCAGUGUUUAAGCACGUAAACUAUGGAUAAAAACCAAAUAAUCGAGCAGAAGGUGCUGGAGGUCUCCAAAAGAUUGGAAAAAGAGGUCGAUGCUGCUAUUGAUCAAAUUGACAACCUUGACAUAAACGAUUUGGAGCAGUUACGGAAACAGCGUAUCCAGGAAUACAAAGCUCAACAGGGCAAACGGCAGCACUGGUUGCAAAGCGGGCACGGUUCCUACGAGCAGUUGUAUGAGGAGAAAAUGUUUUUCGAUAUUAUUAAAAAAUCCGACAACGUCGUAAUACACUUUUUCACCCCGACGAAUACUCGUUCCCCUAUUUUAGACAAACACUUGAAGAUACUCGCACCGAAACACGUCGAGACAAAAUUCGUGUCAUUGAAUGCGGAAAAAUGCCCGUUUCUCGCCGCACGCUUGCAAAUUAAAACCAUUCCGACUUUAGUAUGCAUUCAAAAAAGUAUCAUGAUCGACAAAGUUGUGGGAUUUACUUCUCUGGGGAAUACGGACGAUUUCACAACGGACGUGUUAGAAUGGCGUCUGGCGCAAAAUAAUAUUCUCGAUUACGAAGGGGAUCUAUCGGUGAUGCCUACUGGAAACGAGAAGAAGGAAAAGGUCACGAAAAGAAGUAUACGCGAUGGUAUUUUCACAAACCAGUCCGAUGACGAUUUAGAACAAGACGAUUAUUCGAAGCACUUUGAAGGACGUGGUGAUAAUAUGUGUCAUUUCAAUACUGAUUAUAACAAAGUCAAUCAGAAUUAUCUCACCCCUGAAGAAGAACUAGAGUUAGGUAUUAGUGAUGAUGAAAAUGAGAAGAAGUGAUGUUGAUCUUUAAAGAAAUAUUUAUUCUUUGUAUUGUUUUUUACAGCUUUUUAAUAAAUUCACCUGCUUUUUUUUAUUCAA